Hemicordylus capensis (graceful crag lizard) is the source of this 2818-nucleotide messenger RNA. Its product is annotated as cytochrome c oxidase assembly factor 8. Lineage: Eukaryota; Metazoa; Chordata; Lepidosauria; Squamata; Cordylidae. The record is from RefSeq and is a predicted model, not a curated record. The transcript is spliced from 5 exons. Gene Ontology annotation, biological process: intrinsic apoptotic signaling pathway. Bases 48 to 662 code for a protein of 204 amino acids. Gene Ontology annotation, cellular component: mitochondrion.
GCUGGCCGACCUCCUAGGAGUAGCACCUGCGCAUGCGUGAGCCGUAAAUGAUUAUGGCCGCCGUUGGCCGCGGUCUUCAUGGAUGUUCGCGCUGUUGCGUAGAGCUGGGCUGGUGCUGCCCUCGCCUCUCCUCGGCUUCUGGGGGGCUCUCGCGCGCUGAAGGGCCGGAAAAACGGGGCGGGACGGCGGGCCCCGAAAGCCGGACUUCAGGUUUUCGUCCUCCUUCACAUUCUUGCCAUGAUUGGAUUGGUCCUCCUGAUCGAUAUUCAAACCUCCGACCAGUAAUAUUUCAUAUUCCUAAAUAUGAAUCCUUGUUGGAACGAAGACUUAGAGAGCUUAGACAAGAAACUCAAGUUUGGAAUCAACAAUUCUGGGCAAAUCAGAAUAUUUCUUUUAGAAAGGAAAAAGAAGAAUUUGUUUGCUCCAGGUUGAAAGCCAAAGGUCUAGAACUGAGAGAUGAGCGAGGCCAGAAAGUAACACUGAAUGCAGAAGAAAUGGCUGAAUUUUACAAAGUUUUCUUAAGUAAAAACUUCAAAAAGCAUCUGUACUAUAACAGGGAUUGGUACAAACGAAAUUUUACCAUCACAUUCCUCAUGGGACAAGUGGCAUUUGAGAAUGCUUGGAAGAGACUCAGAUUGAAAAAGACAAAAGCUAGAAACUAACAGAUUGCAACAAAAACUUUAUUUCAUAGAAGGCCUUGCUAUUACCAGAACCUAAAUGGCACCCUUUACUGUUCCUUGGACCAUUAUAUUUGAAGCAUCAAGAAUGAAAUGGGCCUUUCAGUACAUAGUCACCACUACUAUCUACAGCACCUUAUGUUAUCUACUUGGUUGAAAGCUAAUAUGGCAGUAUGAGAACUCUGUCUAAUAAUGGCAUCUUUAUCUCUGAUCUGAAAAAUCAGUCUGUAUUCUUCAGUGUAGUAGUUGCCAUCUUGAUCUGCAAGCUGGUAUGUAGUAAAAAAAGGAGGGCGCACACAAGUUACAUUAUGGUUUCUUUUGAAAAGAGAAAUUUCAGAUGUACAUAGUGUUAUUAUAACCAAAGAUAAGUGGUGUAGAUAAUGAAAACAUUAAUGCAAACCCCCCAGUUUUUAACUAUUAGUGUAAUUCUUUCAAGUAUCACAACAGAAUACAAAACUAGACAUUUAGAACCAGUUCAUAAUAAGCUGCAAUUGUACAGCCUUCUUAGCACCAAUCAAGUAAAUUAUCUUUUUGGCAACUCUUAUUAGGAGACUUUAGUGUGCUGUUUGAUUUAAUUUUAAUUAUUUUCUUAUAUUCCAACUAUCAGUCAUCUUGCCACCAAGAUAGUGAAAGAAGUGAUUGUAAAUAUGUCCAGGGCUGUAGCAGAGCUUGUAAACAUGGGUUCAUAUUUCUAAUUACUUUUAGAUAUCAGUAGGUGCUUUAAAAAAAAAUUCCUAGAAAGCUAAAGCUUCAAUGGUCUUAUUUUACUUCAGAGGGACUGCAGGGGCUGAGUUACUGGUCUGUCACCCUGUUUAACAACAAUCUAAACGGCCAGACAUUGUGCAUCAAGCCAGAAUCUUACGUCUCAAACCAGUUAGACUGCCUAGAUGAAGUGGCCAUGUUCUUGUGUUAAACAGCAUUCAGAUAGCAAAUAUCACCCAAUCUAGUACAUGGAAGGACUGCAGUGAGCAGCAUCCAGCCCUGAUAUCUUUUUAGUCAGAUAUGUCUCUGUUGUUGAUUUUUAGGGAAACCUGCAUCAUGCUCUUCCCUCGCAUUAAGCUCAUCAAUUGUCAAUCAGUUUUUGCAUUCUCAGGCCCAUCCAAAGUCAUUGAAGGGCACAAACUCUGCUUAUGUUUUUGGUAUUUGUAGGGGCAGAAUUCAUAUAUAUAUUACACUGACGUAGCCUUGAAUUCUAAAGGAUGUUGUUAUCUAUCGGCGAAGUAGCAAAUUCUAGCCCCUAGUAGAAAGCCAUGUUAACAAAUUUGCCAAUCUUCUGGGAUUUUGUGAGGAAGGGCGUAAACUAGUUUUGUCUUCUAAUUUUCAUUAAGAAUUACUGAAGAUAUGCAAGACAAUCUGACCUUAAAAAGAAAAAGAACAGUUCCAGUUUUCUCUCCUGAUCAGAUUCUUAUACUGUAAUUCUUACACUGUUGUAAGAAUCAGUGCUGUGGUUUUUACACUGACUUAAUAGCCCUGUUUUAGAACACUCAUGUAGUAGUAUGUACGCUUUUAAGUCAAAAAGUAAAAGCAUGCUGGUGCAUUAUAUUUCAGGAGGAGCAAACAUGUAAACCUGUAUACCCAAGUUAAUUACCCUGAUUAACCUGGAUUAUAGGUUUUGUUUUUUCAUUAGUGAAGGAAACCAAUGAUAAAAUGUCUAACUAAAUUAUAGCAAAACAUUCUAUAAACACUAGCAUUUUUGGGCUGAUGCUGGUUAUCAGAUGCAUUUGGUAGACUUGCAGCCAUUCAGCUUACAUAAUACAGUAACUUUGAAUUAUUCAUGACUGAGCUAGAAUUGAAACACUAUCCCCUUAGUUUGGGGGGAUAAUUAGCGGUAGCCCACACCUGCUUUUCCUCCACCACUUAGCUAUUUAUUUAUUAUAUAUAGUAAGAGGUCUGCAGAACGGCAUACCUCCAGGAAGAUGGUGAUUUUAUACCAAGAUGAAAUAAGAUGAUACAAAAUGCUUGAAAACUUGAAAUUAUUACAUUGAUUUGUCAUUAAUUGUUUAUAAGGAAUAUUGUAUAUUUUAAUGGAAGUCUCAGUUAUCAGAUUUACCGAAUUGCAGCCACAUUGGAAUUUGCAAGAAUGUAAGGUGAAUUUGGAAUUAAUCGUAUUAUUGUUAAUAAAUUUUUUCAUUCAAACAGUU